Molecule: messenger RNA, 1671 nt
Organism: Colletotrichum truncatum
Lineage: Eukaryota; Fungi; Ascomycota; Sordariomycetes; Glomerellales; Glomerellaceae
Product: methionine permease
Biological process (GO): amino acid transmembrane transport
Cellular component (GO): membrane
Molecular function (GO): L-amino acid transmembrane transporter activity
Source: RefSeq, a predicted model, not a curated record
AUGGCGAUGAGUUCUGCGGAAGUCCCCGAGCGGCGACCUCUUCUCGCUGUGGGUAUACCCGCGGUAUCACCUGUCUCAUCACCAACAGACAAGAAAAAGUCGCCGUCAUCGCUUAAGGCUUCAGUCUCUGAGGCAGAACUAGCGAGUCAAAAUAUUCAACCAUCACGCUCCUUGGAGGACGAUGUUCUCCCUGAAACAUCCACUCUCGGGCGGACUCUUACCUGGCAGAGCGCCUAUAUUCUCGUCAUAUCUCGAGUUAUCGGCAGCGGCAUCUUCGCUACACCAGGUUCCAUCCUUCGUUCAGUCGGUAGCCCCGGGCUGUCUUUGGUUCUAUGGCUCGUCGGUGCACUCAUCGCUGCCUGCGGCCUCAUGGUCUCCCUUGAGUUCGGAUCCAUGCUUCCACGAUCUGGCGGAGACAAAGUAUACUUGGAGUUCACGUACCGCCGCCCAAGAUUUCUAGCGUCAACGCUCAUUGCAGUACAUGUGGUUCUUCUUGGAUUCACGGCCAGCAAUUGCAUCGUUUUCAGUGAAUACGUACUGUUCGCUUUUGGUGGCGAUAAUCCAAGCGAUUUCAUGCGAAAAGGACUUGCUGUAGGCCUCCUUACAAUUGUCACGCUUGUCCAUGGAUGUAUACCGCAUGUCGGCAUCAAGAUUCAGAACUUCUUGGGCUGGAUCAAGGUUUCUCUUGUUGUCUUCAUGAUAUUUUGCGGGUUCUACGUCGUCCUCGCUCAGCCAUCAACCGAGUCUAUUCAUACUACUUUACCCAGCAUAUCCUGGCAGAACCUCUGGGAAGGUAGUAACUGGAACUGGGGCAUCAUUUCAACCUCGCUAUUCAAGGUGUUUUACUCAUACGCUGGUCUCGACAACGCUAACCUCGUCCUCAAUGAGGUAAAGGAUCCAGUUCGUACUCUUCGGUCUGUUACUACGGCAGCAUUGGCAACGGCAUGUGGGAUGUACUUGCUCAUCAACGUGGCUUACUUCCUCGUCGUACCUAUCGACGAGAUUAAGCAAAGCGGUGAGCUCAUAGCGGCAUUAUUCUUCGAACGGGUAUUCGGUCAAGGUGUAGGAAGAACUUUGCUACCACUCGCUGUUGCAUUAAGUGCUGGAGGCAACGUCUUUGUUGUUGCUUUUGCUCAAGCUCGAGUUAAGCAAGAAAUUGCACGUCAGGGGUUUCUCCCAUUUUCUGACAUCCUUUCUUCUACAAGGCCAUUCAACUCGCCUUUAGGAGGGCUUCUUGUACACUACAUCCCAUCAUUCUUGGUGAUUGUUCUUCCUCCUUCUGGGGAAGUUUAUUCUUUUAUUCUAGAAGUAGAAGGAUACCCAGGGCAGUUCAUGGCGCUAGCUGUGGGCACUGGCCUCCUUUGGCUACGGUUUAAGCGACCAGAUUUGAAGAGGCCAUUCAAAGCCUGGGCUCCGGCUGUUGUUUUGAGGAUCGGGUUGAGCCUGGCCCUUUUGGCCGCUCCAUUCUUUCCGCCGAAAACGAAGCCAACAAAUGGGUUAUUCUAUGCAGCUUACGCAGUUGUCGGUGCUAGCAUUCUUGCCGCCGGUGUUCUGUACUGGUACCUUUGGACUGUUUUUGUUCCAUACUUGAAAGGUUAUACAAUAGAAGAACAGGAAGAGAUUUUAGAAGAUGGUACCAAAAUCACUAAACUUGUCCAUAGUCGCAUUUAG